Aureobasidium musti is the source of this 2175-nucleotide messenger RNA. Lineage: Eukaryota; Fungi; Ascomycota; Dothideomycetes; Dothideales; Saccotheciaceae. The record is from the annotation of a GenBank genome assembly.
AUGGCAGUACAAUCGAAGCUGUCACUGCCCGGCGGCCUCGUGUCAGAAGGAGCGCUGAAGAAGGUCGUCUCUGAUCUAACAAGGCUAUACCUCAAACACCGCACACGCAUCUCACGCGCCGUCUACAUCGGCCUCUUUGUCACUUUACUGAAUCGUAUACGCAACGCCAUCAACGAGCAGAAAGCCGCCGAGCAACAACGACGAACAGCCGCUCGCAAUGGAGAAAGAGAAGGAAACACACCGGCUGGCAGGAAGAAGGUCGAGCUCAACAGAGAGUUCUUCCGUAACCUGAUCCGCUUGCUGAGGAUCUGUAUACCGGGCUGGAAGAGCAAGGAGUUGCGUCUUCUCAUCAGUCACAGCAUUUUCCUCGUUUUGAGAACGUUGAUUUCGCUCUACGUCGCCGAACUGGACGGAAGACUGGUAUCUGCUCUCGUCCGUGGCAAGGGCAAGGACUUUAUUGGCGGUCUGCUGUGGUGGAUGGUUGUCGCCAUUCCAGCUACUUUCACAAACUCCAUGCUUAGCUACCAUCAGUGCAAGCUCGCCCUCCAAUACCGCACCCGCCUUACCCAACACAUCCACAACAAGUAUCUAUCCAACAUGACCUUUUAUACCCUCUCCGCCCUCGACGACCGCAUCAAGAACGCCGAUCAACUCGUCACAGUCGAUGUCAGCAAAUUCUCAAACUCGCUCGCUGAGUUGUACGGAAAUCUGGCAAAACCAAUCUUGGACCUGAUCAUCUACAACUACUCGCUUUCGCGUAGUGUCGGUGGUGAAGGUCUNUUUGCCAUGGGUCUACUCGUCCAGCUCUCUGCUUCCGUCAUGCGAGCUCUGACGCCGCCCUUUGGCAAAUAUGUUGCUGAUGAGGCACGUCUGGAAGGAGAAUUCCGCUUCCAACAUUCACGUGUGAUUGAUUACAGCGAGGAGAUUGCUCUAUACCACGGCCAAGAAGCCGAGAAAGAUGCUCUCGACAAGAAUUACUUUACUCUCAUCAAGCAUGUGAACCGCAUUUUGAGAAGAAGAUUCUACCACGGCAUCAUGGAGGAUUUUGUUAUCAAAUACUUCUGGGGCGCUUUGGGUUUGAUGCUGUGCUCCAUCCCUGUGUUUUUUAGACUCCCUGUAGCGAAAAAUGCAGGAACAGCAGCCAAGAACUCGACAGAGGCUUUUGUCACGAACAGACGUUUGUUGCUCAGCUCUUCUGACGCCUUUGGAAGGCUCAUGUUCUCUUACAAGGAAAUUUCCCAGCUUGCGGGCUACACUUCUCGCGUCUCCACUCUGCUGUCAGUCAUUGCGGAUAUCCAAGCUGGACACUUUGAAAAGCAAUUGGUCAGCUCCGCAUCCGUGGACGCCAAUGCUGCCGUUCUCGCUGGCAGGGGCACCAUCACCGAAGGCCCUGAUAUCAUGUUCAAAAACGUGCCCAUCGUAUCCCCCAACGGCGAUAUCUUGGUCUCUGCGUUAUCAUUCCAUAUUACACCUCAAGACCAUUUGCUAAUCAUUGGCCCCAAUGGCUGUGGCAAAUCUUCUCUGUUCAGGAUUUUGGGGGGACUGUGGCCUGUUUACGGCGGAGAGGUCAGAAAACCUCCCGCCGAAGAUAUUUUCUACAUUCCCCAACGACCGUAUCUCAUGGCUCAUGGUAGUCUUCGCGCCCAAAUCAUUUACCCAGAUACCGUGGCCGAGAUGCACGAAAAAAACACCACGGAUGCUGAUUUGCUGCAAAUACUCAGCUCUCUGGAUUUGGACAACUUGUUAUCUGUGCCUGUUGCCAAAGAUGGCAAUCAAGCAUCAUCAACACUCUCGGGUCUGGAUACCACAGCACCUUGGCCCGAUGUACUCUCUACAGGAACACAACAACGCCUGGCCGCCGCCCGCCUCUUCUACCACUCUCCCUGUUACGCCAUCCUCGACGAAUGCACUUCCUCUCUAACCCCCAGCAUCGAAGCUCUAAUCUACACUUCAGCCAAAGCCCGCAAUAUUUGCCUCUUGACUGUCAGCCACAGAAAAUCUCUAUGGCAGUAUCAUACUCGCAUCUUACAGUUUGACGGCAAAGGAAACGCGUGGUUUGGAAUUUUGGAUGCGGANAAAAGAUUAAGACUUGAAGAUGAGAAAGAGGAUUUGGAGGAAAAGUUGAGGGGGGUGGAGGGUGUGGAAAAGAGGAUUAAGGAAUUGGAGACUGUGUGA